UCUUGUUCUUUCUCUCAAAAAAAACUUGAAUUGCCGACUUUGUUAUUAGAUAUUAUAUUUCAUUACUAUAUGCUUCUUAGAUAUUUUUCUUUUGAUCUUCUUAUACCCUUUGUUUGCAGAUUUUGCCUGAAAUUUUGAUACAAUUCUGUCCAUUAACUAUUUUCCUGUCACUCAUUAUUAACGUGACAAAGUUUUGUAGUAGUAAACUUCUUCAAAAUAACUUUUCAUAACCUCCAAACUAUACAGAAGAGCAAAAAACAGCUCUUUCAACUUUUCAAGAUGAUUCAGGGUGCAACAGAGACCGUUGAGGCAGUUCACUUCAGUUUCAUGACAAAUGAAGAAGUUCAUAAGCAUAGUGUUGUUAAAGUUACAAACCCUAAUUUGCUCGAUACGAUAGGGCAGCCCGUUCCUGGUGGGCUUUAUGACCCGGCUAUGGGUUCCCUUGAUGAUAAUUCUCAAUGUAAAUCAUGUGGCCAACGUUCACGUCACUUCCCUGGUCACUGUGGUCAUAUUGAACUUGUUUCGCCAGUCUACAAUCCCCUGCUUUUCAAUAUGCUUUACAAUCUUCUGCAAAGAACAUGCUUUUAUUGCUUGCAUUUUAGGGCACCAAGAGAAGAGGUAAUUUUCUUUGGGAUUGGACCCACAGAAAAGUGCGUCUCCGAAUUAGAGUCAAUCGUAAAAGGUGAUGUUAUUGGGGCCAAAAAUGUCAUCUCUUCUGAUAAUUCAACUGAUCAGGAAGAAAGCGAAGGAAGUCAUAUGUCAUGUACAAUAGAUGACUUGAAUUUGCAAGAUCGUUCUGAGUACAAUAAAAGGUCAUGUUGGGACAAUUUCCAGUUCACUGAAGCCAUGGCAGUUAUCGAUGGAAUUCUCAAGACAAAAUCUAAGAAAUGUAGCAACUGUAAAGCAAAAAAUCCAAAGAUCACCAAACCUAGUUUUGGACGAUUUCAUAUGGAUACCUCAAGUACGGAAAUCAAGAAAAAUUUUAUAAAAGAUCAGAAGUUCAAUCUGCGGUACGCUGGUGGAAGUGAGGAAAAUCCUUCCCCUGAGGUGUUAAAUGCCACUGAGCUAUUAGGGGAAGCUGAAACCAGCUUAUAUGAGGCUUCCUCCGAUGGAUUAGAAAAUUCUAUGGCUCGUGGGAGGCAUGGGGUUGACCAGUCUGGUGUGAUUAAGCAACAGAAAGACUUAUUAUCAUUAGCUCAGUUGCCUUCUCUGGUCAGAAAUAUUAUAAAGGGUUUAUGGGAAAAUGAAGCUCGUCUUUGUGAGUUCUUCUGUGAUAUUCAGGGUUUUCACCGUGAUGCACCUGACAAGGUGGCUGGACCCUCCAUGUUCUUUUUGGACUCCAUUCUUGUACCACCGAUCAAGUUCCGUCCUCCAGCCAAAGGGGGUAAUUCAGUUAUGGAGCAUCCACAUACAGUUCUUCUUGGCAAGGUCCUACAGUCAAAUAUAGCUUUGGGAAAUGCUCAUAUGAACCGGGCUGGAGGGUCUAAGAUCAUUAGCUGCUUGAUGGAUCUUCAACAAUCUGUAAAUGUGCUGUUUGAUAGCAAAACAGCUGCUGGUCAAGGUCAAAAAGAUGUUGGUACGGGCAUAUGUCAAUUGUUGGAAAAGAAAGAAGGUAUCUUCCGCCAGAAAAUGAUGGGGAAGAGAGUCAAUUUUGCCUGCCGAUCAGUUAUAUCUCCGGACCCUUAUUUGUCUGUCAAUGAAAUUGGGAUUCCACCAUAUUUUGCUUUAAGGCUAACCUAUCCUGAGAGGUUGACUCCUUGGAAUGCUUUCAAAAUGAGAGAUGCUAUUCUCAAUGGACCUGAAACCCUUCCUGGGGCUGUCUCUGUUGCUGAUAGAAUAUCUAUCGUGAAACUGCCACCAGGUAGAGACUUGCGUAAAGCAAUAUCUAGAAAAUUGCCUUCUUCCAGGGGAGCAGUGACUCAAUCUGGGAGGGACAAUGAGUUUGAAUUUGAAGGCAAAGUUGUUUAUCGGCACUUACAAGAUGGGGAUAUUGUUCUUGUGAAUCGACAGCCUACCCUUCACAAGCCCAGUAUAAUGGCUCAUGUUGUCCGCAUAUUGAAAGGAGAGAAAACACUUCGCAUGCACUAUGCUAAUUGCAGUACCUAUAAUGCAGAUUUUGACGGUGAUGAAAUGAAUGUCCACUUUCCACAAGAUGAAAUUUCUCGUGCCGAAGCAUAUAACAUUGUAAAUGCUAACGAACAGUACAUUGUUCCGACCAAGGGAGAUACUGUUAGAGGCCUUAUUCAGGAUCAUAUUGUAGGUUCAGUGCUUCUUACCAUGAAGAAUACAUUUUUGACCCUUGAGGAGUUUAACCAGCUUCUGUACGGGUCUGGCAUGUUUGCUGCUGGGUCCGGUUUAACUUCCGGAAAUCAUUUAAAUAAAGUUCCUGUAAUAGAUUCUGAAGGUUUUGUACAGACUAUCUUGCCUGCUGUGUGGAAACCAAAGCCUCUUUGGACAGGGAAGCAGGUCAUCACUGCUUUACUGAAUCAUCUGACAAAGGGCUGUGCACCUUGUACCGUGAAAAACAAAGGGAAAAUUCCAUAUCCGUAUUUCCUGAGCCAGAGUCGCCUAGCUGAGUAUCAGUCAAGUGAAGAAGAAGAAGAAGAAGAUAGAACUGCUGAAAAUAAAUUCCUAAUUUGGAAAAAUGAGCUUGUGCGUGGUGUAAUCGACAAGGCUCAGUUUGGAAAGUUUGGGUUAGUUCACACGAUUCAGGAGCUUUAUGGGUCCAACAAAGCAGGCAUUUUACUUUCUGCUCUGAGUCGUUUAUUUACUAUUUUCUUGCAGUUUCAUGGCUUCACUUGUGGUAUUGAUGAUCUUGUCAUCUUACCACAUUACGAUAUUCGAAGGAAGGAGGAACUUGAAGGAGAGGAUGUUGGUGAAGAGGCUCAUUGUGAUUUUGUGAAGUUCAAGAGGGGAGAAAUAGGCCCUUUGGAGCUCCAACUAGAAAUUGAAAAAGCCAUAAGCAGCAAUAAAGAAGCUGCUACAGCAACCUUAGACAUGAAAAUGAAAAAUAAAUUGGUGAAUAAAGGCUCACAAUUUAAUAAAGAGUUGCUGCUGAAAGGAUUGUUGAAACGUUUCCCUCGAAACUGCAUUGCCCUUAUGACAAUUACUGGGGCAAAGGGGAGUACGAAUCAAGAAACCAUCUGCCAAAAGUUGUGUCAUGGACGCAAGCUCAACUCAUAUAUUGAGAAAUUGCCUGAUGGCCUGGAAGAAAAAGUGAAGCACUUCUGGGAAAACAAAGCGAAAAAGUUAGAGAAGAAACUAGAGAAGCAAGUGAAAAAGGAAGAGAUAUUAAAGCAACUGAAAGAGGAGGAGGCGGACUUUCUACAAUUAGUGGAACAAAAAUACCUCUCAAGUCUCGCCGAUUCGGGAGAGCCGGUUGGUGUCCUUGCUGGUCAGUCAGUUGGUGAACCAUCAACCCAAAUGACAUUGAAUACUUUUCAUCUUGCUGGUCGUGGAGAAAUGAAUGUCACUCUUGGAAUUCCACGUCUUCAGGAGAUUUUGAUGACUGCCUCUGAUGUGAUUAAGACUCCCAUCAUGACGUGCCCCUUCCUUGGUUGGAAAUCAAAGGAUGAUGCCCAGUCUCUUUUGGCAGAAGUGAAGAAGAUCACUCUUGCAGAUGUGAUUGAGAGUAUGGAAGUGAAUCUUUUUCCACUAUCAAUCCACAACAAUAAAAUUUCUCGACUUUACAAGCUCACGGUGAAGCUAAAAAAGCAUGAAUUUGUGUCAUCAGAAGAUUGCAAGUAUACCCUAAAAUAUGUGUUCAAAAGGGAAUUGGAGGACGCAAUAGAAAGCCAUUUGGCCUUGCUCUCUAAAAUUAAUGGCAUAAAGGACUUCAAGUCAAGCUCGGAAUCGGUGGCUUCAAAUGAGACGGAAGAAAAUGCUUCCAGUACCAGACACGAUGAGGAAAAGCUGGAUGAUGAUGAUGAUGAUGAUGAUGAUGAUGAUGAUGAUGAUGAAGCCGAGGACGAAAGAACCGAAGAUCUUAGUUCAGAUGCACAAAAAAGAAAACGGCAAACCACGGAUGAGAUGGAUUAUGGGGACGGUUGUGAAGAUGAAGCUGAGACCACUGCGGAAGUUGAAGAAGGGGAACCUGAUCAAGGGCAUGACACUGGAAGUAGGGAGGAAGAAGAGGAAACUGGAGACCCUGGCAAUGAAGAGCAGACACCAAGUAAGUCGAAGACCGAAAAGACUAUCAAACAGAAGAAAAAUAAGGAAAAACAUAGCAAAAAGGAUUCAGACAGGUCCGUCUUUACUGCUGUGGAGGGAUUGCAUUUCGAGGUCCACUUUAGAUUCAUCGAUGAACCUCAUAUCUUGCUAGCUCAGGUUGCCCAGAAGACUGCAAAGAAAGUGUAUAUUAAGAACUCCGGUAAAAUCGACCAAUGCAGAAUGGUCAAGUAUGAAGUAACUGAAAAUACUGUAAUUUGGGAUGAAAAGCAAACAAAGAAACAAAGCCAAGUCGCUGAUUCUGCUUAUUGGGCCCUGAAAGCAGCUGGAAUAGAUUUUGGAACCUUUUGGAAAAUGCAAGAUCAUCUUGAUGUUAAUCGAAUAUACACAAAUAAUAUUCGUGCUAUACUGAAUACAUAUGGAGUUGAAGCUGCCCGAGCAGCAAUCAUACGAGAGGUUAAGACAGUUUUUGGAAUAUAUGGGGUUGAGGUUGAAUAUCGACAUUUGAGCCUAAUAGCUGACUACAUGACUCAUACGGGUGGAUACCAGCCAAUGAGCAGACAUGGAAGGAUAUCCGAGUCUUUGUCACCGUUCCUUAAGAUGUCUUUUGAAACGGCUUCCAAAUUCAUUGUCGAAGCAGCCUCUCACGGUUUGACUGACUACUUGGAGACGCCAUCCUCCAGAAUUUGCUUAGGUUUGCCAGUGAAGAUGGGUACUGGUUGUUUUGACAUAAUGCAGAAUUUAGAUAUUUGAUGUAUAAGUACUCAUAAUAUUGUUAUUCGUGUAUAGUCAUUUAUUGGGGAUUUUCAGUUUCUGUGC
Lycium barbarum (goji berry) is the source of this 4986-nucleotide messenger RNA. Its product is annotated as DNA-directed RNA polymerase I subunit 1. The record is from RefSeq and is a predicted model, not a curated record. Lineage: Eukaryota; Viridiplantae; Streptophyta; Magnoliopsida; Solanales; Solanaceae. The transcript is spliced from 19 exons. Gene Ontology annotation, cellular component: RNA polymerase I complex. Bases 280 to 4920 code for a protein of 1546 amino acids. Gene Ontology annotation, molecular function: DNA-directed RNA polymerase activity; DNA binding. Gene Ontology annotation, biological process: DNA-templated transcription.